GUGAUGGCCUCUUCACUCACUAUUAGGUGAACUUUUACUUCACUACGUGUAAUCAUCAUAUCGAAUUCACACCCAGUUGUUACAUAGAUACCAUGUCGAACGUCAGCCACCCUUCCUCCGUCGGCGGCUCAGCCCUGAAGGCUGUUUUUUUGGGACUUGGAUUUUUGGGUCUCUUGGCGACGUGGGGUCGCACAAUAGCGGAUGGAAGUUUCGGACUGCUUGAGGAGGCCAUGUCUGGCGAAUACACACUUCCCGGGUCCGAUAGCAUCCUCCGCGAUCGCUUCUCCGGAAUCGGUCCUCUGGAUUACGUUGCGCGCACUCUUGUCGUUUUCUUCUGGGAGGCCGUAGAUGGUUCCCACCCCAAGACGUCGGCGGCGGGUACCUACAUGGCUGGCCAAAUGGCGACAGUCAUCAAUGCCCAGUUUCUCGAUGGCCUACGCCGGGGUAACGGUGCAUCGACGCUGAAGCCUUCGGUGUGGUGGUUCAUUUUUGCGGUGGUUGCUAUUGGAUUCAGCGGUUCUCUCUGGGGCGUCUUUUGCCUGGCGACGUCACCUCUGCUCUCGACUUCUAUUGGACUGCAAGCUCUACAAGAAAGCUCCCUCAUCCAAUCCCCCCGCGCAGCCACACUUUUGCCAUUCGCAACGUAUAUCGGGUUUAUAGGCAGCAUGAUCCUCAUGUCUCUCCCUGCACCCUCUAUGGUAUCCUAUGAUUUUCGGCAGUGGGCUAUCGUCAUUUGGAAUCUGUUUCCCUUGACAAUGUCCGCCAUAGUGCAUGGAGGCGAUUACUUGCUAAAUGCGAUAUUCCCGGCUUCCCGCCGCGAACCUGAUAGAGAGGCGCACUUGCGCGUGGUCAAGUUGCUGGGCAUCAGCUCGAUUGUUCUCGGUUUCGCUAUGCAUGUCGCUGUUCUGACCGUUUCACUUUCGGCGGUCCUCUUCCCCGCUAUUUUCGCUCCUGGGUAUGCUGAACUAUUACACCCGCUGUCCGUGGCAGUGCCGCCGUUUGCAAUAGUGAAAGGGCAGACACCUGGUGAUGGGAUCUGGAGCUUUGUAGUCUGGGAUCAGGUUUUCGGAUUCUCGUUCGUGAUGUUGGUAUUCUUGGCACAGCUCCAAAAUGCCAUGCGCUUCUCAGAUCAAUUUGGAUCUUUUAGCUGGAUUAAGAUGAGUAUUAUUUGCCUCAUAUCGUCCUUUUUGAUAGGACCAGGUGCUACGAUUAUGGGCGUGAGUUGGGCGCGGGAUCGUGUUUUAUAUGGUUUGGGUAAGAAAGUAACGAAACCUGGAAACAAGAUACAACCGACCUUAGCAAGAUAGUGUUACACAUUGGUAGCUUAGGAAGUAGACAUGUUGGGUUCAGGAUUUAUAACUUAGGCUCAACGACUCCGUUAUAGAAUUAGAAAAGUACUUUUGGUGGAUACCACGUCGCUCCCAUAUCUAAUUUAUCAUAACCGCAUCGCA
Molecule: messenger RNA, 1451 nt
Organism: Hypoxylon trugodes
Lineage: Eukaryota; Fungi; Ascomycota; Sordariomycetes; Xylariales; Hypoxylaceae
Exons: 1
Coding region: 93-1307 (404 amino acids)
Source: RefSeq, a predicted model, not a curated record